Messenger RNA from Haplochromis burtoni (Burton's mouthbrooder), 4767 nucleotides. Its product is annotated as calcitonin gene-related peptide type 1 receptor. Gene Ontology annotation, molecular function: adrenomedullin receptor activity; calcitonin gene-related peptide receptor activity; calcitonin receptor activity. The record is from RefSeq and is a predicted model, not a curated record. Gene Ontology annotation, cellular component: plasma membrane. The coding region runs from base 735 to 2171 and encodes 478 amino acids. Gene Ontology annotation, biological process: adenylate cyclase-activating G protein-coupled receptor signaling pathway; cell surface receptor signaling pathway; angiogenesis. Lineage: Eukaryota; Metazoa; Chordata; Actinopteri; Cichliformes; Cichlidae. The transcript is spliced from 12 exons.
AUCCCAGUGGCCUGCAGCUUUGCUGCAAACAACCUUAUGGGAUUCUGCUUUGAUGAGGUGCAACUUGCACCCACUAACAGAAUUAUAAGUGCUGGCAGAAUUUAUGAUGGACUGUAAGGCAAAAGAAGUUUGGCUUACAAAACACACGCGGAAGUAGGAACAGGAGAUUUUAAGCCUGUACUGUGCUUACAAGACUUUUACCACUUCCUUUGAUUGAUACGGCUUUGUUGGGUUGAUUACAGCUGCUUAUUUUUUCAGCUGUGCGUUCCCUUGAAUACUAUGCCAAAAAGCUACAUCACAGGAGCCUGUAAUUCCAAGCUGACCUAACAUGGAGAGCGAGGGCACGUUAUAUUGCUGUUUAUUGGGAGAACAUACUGUACAGUGCUUUGCUGUAGUUAAUCCUCGGUAUUAAAACAAACUGAUUCGGCCAAGUUCUUGUUACAAAGUUUCUUUUGGUCACAGAAUAAAUUUGUUGUAUUUAAUGAUUCAGUAAAUUUUCUAACUCAGCUGAUGUCCUGAACUGGAAAAACAGAAACUUAAUGAGCAUUUAGCAAAGGUCAACUCACUCUUAUCCACUUAGACUAUUCAGUGUCAUUCCAGUGUCAUCUUAUAUAUAAGAAGGGCCUUUUUUAUGAGGACAUUUUAUUACAUUUUAAUGAUUAUCUAAUGUUAAUGUUUAAUUAUUUGCUUUCCAUUGCAGGUCUGCAGUUUGUAAAUCAUCGUCCAGCUCUGAAAUGGCUGACAGGAAGUUGGAUGGCUUUGGACAGAUUUGGAUGGUAGCGCUUAUACUGCUGUGUAAUCCAGCAGCGUUUAUGGUGAAGGCAAGUCUGGCGAUCAAUGAAACCCAGCAGCAGGCUUCAACCAGUGUCUACAAUGACAUUACGGUCACCAGGAACAAGAUAGUCACAGCCCAGUUUGAGUGCUAUCAAAAGUUAAUGAAAGAAAAUACCCACAGCAGACAAGAACCUGUGUGCAAUCGCACGUGGGAUGGCUGGCUUUGCUGGGAUGACACCAAAGCAGGAGUUACAUCCGAGCAGCACUGCCCGGACUACUUCCAGGAUUUUGAUCCAUCAGAGAUGGUCACAAAGAUUUGCACUGACAGUGGUCAAUGGUUUCUGCAUCCGGAGAGCAACAGGACAUGGACCAACUACACCCGCUGCAAUGAGCACACUGUAGAAGGCAGAAUGACUGCAAUGAACCUUUUCUACCUUGCCCUCAUAGGACAUGGGCUGUCUCUGACUUCCCUCCUCAUCUCCCUAGCAAUUUUUUUCCAUUUCAAGAGUUUGAGCUGUCAAAGGAUCACCCUUCAUAAGAACCUCUUCUUCUCUUUUGUUCUGAACUCUGUGAUCACCAUCAUUUUGCUGACUGCAGUGGCCAACAACCAGGAGCUCGUGCAGAGGAAUCCAACAAGCUGUAAAGUGUCCCAGUUUAUUCACCUGUACCUGUUUGGCUGUAAUUACUUCUGGAUGCUGUGUGAGGGGAUAUAUUUGCACACUCUCAUCGUGGUGGCAGUGUUUGCUGAGAAGCAGCAUCUGAUGUGGUACUAUCUCCUAGGAUGGGGCUUUCCUCUUAUCCCAGCCACCAUACAUGCCGUCGCUCGGAGCUACUACUACAACGACAACUGCUGGAUUAGCUCAAAAACAUCACUGCUCUACAUCAUCCACGGCCCCAUCUGUGCUGCUCUUUUGGUUAAUUUGUUCUUUCUACUCAACAUCGUGCGAGUUCUCAUCACCAAACUGAAGGUGACCCAUCAAGCAGAAUCAAGUCUGUACAUGAAAGCCGUGAGAGCCACGCUCAUCCUGGUCCCUCUGCUUGGAAUUCAGUACGUCCUGCUUCCCUACAAGCCAGAGGGACGGGUCUCUUCGGAAAUAUAUGACUACAUCAUGCACAUACUCAUGCAUUACCAGGGUCUGCUUGUGGCCACCAUCUUCUGCUUUUUCAAUGGAGAAGUCCAAGCUGUUCUGAGGCGGCACUGGAACCAGUAUCAUAUCCAGUUUGGCAGCAGCAUAGGAAACCACUCGGAUGCCCUGCGCUCAGCUUCCUACACAGCUUCCUCCAUCACUGAGGUACAGGGCUGCUACAGCAUCGACGGUCACUCGGAACACAUGAACGGCAAAGGCUGCCACGACUCAGAUGCCUCCAUACUCAAGUCAGACAGCCCCUUCGCCUGACACAAACAGUGCUCUCAGACUCUGUCCAUCCCACCAUCACCCUUAAAAUCUGCCACAUGCUUGGAGCUCGCCAUCCAGGAAAACUGGCCACUUCCCAUAGAUACAUAGAGGAAAACGAGUGAGGGGGAAAAAGGAUUGUCCAUCCGGGCUGUCAUGCAUCUGAAGGAAAUUAUGACUUCUUAUCCACACCAACACAGGUCCUUUAACUGUACUGUACGGUGAGCUUGAUACAGCUACUCCUGCGCUGUGCUUUGUCUACAAUUUGCAUCUGAACUGCUUUACUUGGACUACGAUGCUUUCAGAUCUUUCAGCCUGACUAAAUCAUUUUUAAAUCAAUAAUUACUGACUGCUUGAUUAUCCUCCCGGGUUCAUGUUGUGCACAAAAGGCCUUUGGUUACACUGUAAAUUCUUUUGACACAGUUAGUGCCAAACCAAGAAAUCUUGCCUGCCUCAUUUAUUUUUUUCAUUAUCAAUAAUGAAUCAGAUAGGACGUCUAACAUGUGCAUAUUGAAGUAUUAAACAUAUCUGUAUCUUUCACAUGUUAAACUUAAUUUAUCAACAUAUUCUUGUUUAUUAAAUGAAAAUGGAUUAAAUAUCAUACAGUAUUUAUGAAAGGUUUAUAUGUUACAUGUUUGUUUUUUUUAUUUUCAAAAUUAAAUACUGAUAUAACUUGCCAGCAGCACAGAAAACCUUUCUUUGUUUCAGUGUUUGUUCCUGUGUGUGCAGUUCAUGCAGGCGAUUUUGGUUCGCACCACUAGCUCACGCUCUUCAUUUCUAGUCAAGAUGUUUGCACCUGCUCAAGUGAUCCUUACUAACGUGUGCAUCAGUUAGGCCACAUGGUUGCAAUGUUUACAGAAUAUUAUCAAAGAGAAGCCACAUUUGAAUGUUGACAGCCAAUGGUGUGUUUUAUUUGAACUUGGAAUUUUCCCAACCAAAAGUUUGUUUUUUGUUUUUUAACUGGAACACCCCCCUCAAAUCUGACUUCCAAUUCGGAAGGUUGGAGAAUUCCCACCAACAACGAUUUUACAAUCCAGUAUAGCAGUGCAUGUAAUCUGUAAAGCUUAUAUUGCUGAAUAAGCCAUAUUCAGAGCAUUGACCACGUUUUGUGUGUGAACAUGCAGCAGUGGUGUUUUCCAGCUUAUAAAAUAAGCAAAGCGCUAUAUUGCUAGUCAUGCAUGAAUGGCUCUACCUUGCGAAGGAGCAGAACGCCACUAGGACGCACCCGGCUCAGGAGUGACAUCACACCCCACUCUGAUGUGCAACUUCCAAGGCAAAUGAAAUGCAGCAUUUAUUUAAAGACUUGGCUCCUUUAAGCACACAUCACAUUUACUUUUACUGCUGUCUUUAUCCUUACCCCUCAUAAAGCAUUUAAAAAUAAUUAAGAUGUCAACAGUACUCAGUUUUCAGACAUAAUACAGGAAGUUAAUUGGAUGACGUGCUGCUUUUUCCAGUACCGUAGUAGGAAGAAAAUUAAAUCAAAUUGAAGAAGACCACAAUUAUUAAUGUUCGCAUGAAAGAGGAGAAAGAUUUAAUUCCUCUUGUGUAAUGAACAAAGCCAUGUUUCUGUUUCUUUAUAGUGCAACCGUUAGAAAUUACGGUAGAUUCACUUCCAUCUUCUUUGAAGCCAGUACACAUUAUUCUUUUCUACCUAAACUGAAUCUGUAUCUAAAUGUUAGCAAGUGUACUAUCUGUACUAAAAAGCUUACCGAUUUGUAAGAAACUUCAGGCCGCUAAAUCCUGAUAUAGGUGGGAUUACUUUUUGCAUUUUGUCCCUGUCUUUUUACAGGAUAGUCAUGCUACGAAACAAUAUCUUAAGGCCAGUAUGAACGUUUGAGUUUAGUGAUCUUAUAAUCAGUUUGCACAUAAAAAAUGGAAAGUGCAAUAGAAGCAGGCAAAAUCGUGAUGCAAAUGAAGCAAGCAACAUUAAUGUCCACUAACCUGUCCUGCUACACUGAAGAAACUAAAAAUGGCAAAAGAGGAGAAGCAUUGUGAGUGUGAAGUGUCAAGGAAUAGCGUUCCUUAUUUUCAUGCAUGAGCAAAUUAUACAAAUCUCCAAAACUUCCACUGCCUGUUUGUUUUAGGUCUGACUGGUGCUUUCUCAGUUACUUUGAUAUGAAUCCACCUGGGGCAAAACCCUUCUUACCUCAGUGAACCAAAUCUUUAUAUUGAUUAGUGGAUAAAAAUGCAUGCAUUAAUUUAGCCUACUCUUAUUCCCAGGGAUGAAAUACUGAUGUUUUGUCAAAACCUCUGGAGUCUCCAAUACUUACAAGCUUGUGGUACUACAACACACCUAGUUUAAGGGGUCUCUUGUCCCCAAAUCAUCACAUAUUGACACUUGUAGAGAAGCUCUUGGUGUUGUAUUUAACCACACUGGUUUAGAGCAUUUUUUAUACAUGCAGGGUUAUGAAUUUACAAACCAUGGUCCCUUCCUAUGCCUGGUAGUUUUACUAUUUACUACUAUUAUUUCUGUAUGGGACACCAGUGACAUCUGAUAGAAUGUCAAUAUUUUGUGACCAGGGAUGAAAACGCACAAUUUACUUUUCUUUUUGGAAUUUAUUUAAAGGCUAAAAGUAUUUUAUUCCCCGAGAGUGAGGUA